This is a messenger RNA of Culex quinquefasciatus (southern house mosquito), 1297 nucleotides long. Its product is annotated as E3 ubiquitin-protein ligase hyd. Gene Ontology annotation, biological process: regulation of double-strand break repair; DNA damage response; protein polyubiquitination. NCBI's taxonomy places the organism in Eukaryota, Metazoa, Arthropoda, Insecta, Diptera, Culicidae. The record is from RefSeq and is a predicted model, not a curated record. Gene Ontology annotation, cellular component: nucleus. The transcript has 3 exons. The coding region runs from base 551 to 937 and encodes 128 amino acids.
GGAAGCAGAUCUGGAUUGAACAGUGCCGAGCGGAAAGGAUUCGGACGGUGGCGAGCGGAAAGGAUUCGACGGUACUUUGGACCACGCCUGUGGUUCCGCGAGGACGCCUGUGAAAAGAAGUGUGGUAACUAGGCAGAUCCUGAACUCGGAGUUUAUCGGAGUGACAAGUAAGGGGAAGUUGCAUCAGUGGCGCUGGGCAGACGGAGCAGUGAACCGACCAACAUCUACCACCCGAAGAUGGUUCCGCAGGAUUUACUGUACGAGAAGGUCACGUACAUUUCGUGGACAUCAAUCCGGUUUCCGGUCUCUACCGAAAGUGGACGCAUCGCCACUUAGAAGGACAAGUUGCUCGAUUAUGCCGGCAGCAAGCUGGAACAUGUGGCCACCAGCUGUUUGGGCUGGACAAGGACGGAUAAAUCCCACGUGUACGCUCUAAACCGUUUCAAGCACUGAAAGUGACGAACUGGUGGGGCGUCUUGCCGUUUGGCCAACGUAAACGACUUUGGGACAAAUACAACGCAACGACUAAAAAGCCGGGGCCCAGAUAUGCAUGAAGAACAGUCCCAUGUACCAGCACGAAGCGAUCGGAUUAACGAUCUCGAACGGAGUUCCGAAAUUCGGUCAGCUACUGAAUGCCGCUUGGGAUCACACCAUCAUUUGUCGCUUCAAGCUACUCCCAAUGUCGACCCUGUCCUACAACAAGAUCGCCUCCGGUGGAGCAUCCAACUCAAGUUCAACCGGAACCGAAGGCCUCCUGUCGUCAUCGGAAGUCAAAGAAAAAGUAUGCAGCUCUAGUUUGGGCAGUGGCAGCGGCAGCACCAAGAAAGCCUCCGGAGUCCGGAGGCAGCAAAGAAACGCUCGAUUCGAGCACUUGAGUGACACUGGAAGUGCUGGCAACUCGCGCAAACGAAUGGCCCCCAAGAAGGACGAGGAGUAGUGGCUGCUAAGGAACGUCAUCUUCGUGGGGACGUACACUCGGUACCAUUGGGCUCGGUACCAUUGGGCUCGUGACCAAGGUGGACGGUGACUACGCGAUGAUCGCGGAUAAGCCAGCGUUUUGGACAUGUUUAAGGAGAAAGUGUUUGACGACAGCUGCUCGAGGGAGGGAGAUACCGUUGACAGAACUUGGGAAAAUGUCUCCCAUCAGAGGGCACUUCCGUAAUCUACCGUGAGCAAGUAUCGAAAUAUGAAAGAAAACGCAACGGAGAAUCCAACUUCCUGUUGGACAUAAAAAAAGAAUAGAAAAAAAAGAAAAGAAUUUAUUAUGACAUUUGAAUCAAAUACAAAACUGUUACAA